GCUCAGGGCCUUAACCAAUCAGGCGGGGCGCGGCGAGCGGGGCGGCCAAUGGGCGAGGAGGCCGGCGGCGGUUGGGGGUUUGAAUUUGAAGGGGGCCGGGGCCGGUGUGGACGUUACGGUGUGGUGCUUGAGAACUUAAAGGAGAGGCUGUCAUGUCGCAAGACUGCAACGAUGAGUGGGAGUUGAGCAAAGAGAAUGUGCAGCCCCUCAAGCAGGGCCGGGUCAUGUCCACCUUGCAGGAAGCACUGGCUCAGCAGGAGGCUUCCACUCACACUGCUGUUCAGCUCAAAAAACAAGAAUUUGAAUCAGAGAUCCGUUUUUAUUCUGGUGACGAUCCUUUGGAUGUCUGGGACCGGUACAUCAGGUGGACAGAGCAAACCUUCCCCCAGGGUGGAAAGGAGAGUAAUCUCUCAGCAAUAUUAGAAAGGGCAGUGAGAGCGCUCAAUGAAGAGAAGAGAUACUACAAAGAUGCCCGCUAUCUUAAUCUCUGGCUCAAGUUUGGAAACUGUUGUAACGAGCCCUUGGAUCUAUACAGUUACCUGCAUAGCCAGGAAAUUGGUACAACGUUAGCACUGUUCUACAUCACGUGGGCAGAAGAACUCGAAGCUAGAGGAAGCUUUAAAAAAGCUGAUUUAAUAUUUCAGGAAGGCCUUAACCGCAAGGCUGAGCCUUUGGACAAACUCCAGUCCCAUCACAGGCAGUUUCAGACCCGUGUUUCUCGGCAGACACUACUGGGGCUUGAGGAAUCUACAGAUGAAAAAGACACCAGUCUUCUGGGAACUGAAGAACCUCAGAGAAGCUCGCUGGCAGAUCUAAAAGGCAGGGGGAAGAAAAAAGUGAGAGCUCCAAUUAGUCGUGUAGGAGAUGCACUUAAAGCCACAAACCAAAACAGAAGUCUCCAGACUCUAAGUUCUCAGCAGCUUUCAAAGAAUCCAGGUUUUGCUGUGUUUGAUGAAAAUGCAGCUUUGGAUUCUGGACCUGAAAUUCCUGUACUUAUGCCACAGUCAUGGGCAGCACCUCCAGUUCCGAGGGCCAAGGAGAAUGAACAAAGUGCAGGACCUUGGACUUCUGGAAGGCGUCCUCGCAGCAGUGCAAAUUCUGGCAUAGAAAUGUCCUGUCCGCUGCCCAGUUUCACCCCAUACGUGGAAGAAUCAGCUCAGCAGCAAGUCAUGACUCCCUGCAAGAUUGAACCCAGCAUAAACAGUGUUUUAAGUGCUCGCAAGCCUCAGAAGGAGGAGGAUCCACUACGGCGGGUGCAAAAUCAUCAUCUGGAUACUCAAGAAAAAAAGGAGACGGUGAUGUACUGUAAAGAGAAAGUUUAUGCAGGAGUGGAAGAGUUCUCAUUGGAAGAGAUUCGUGCUGAAGUCUACAGAAAGAAAGCAAAAAAGAAAGCUGAAGAGGAGUUGCAGGCCAUAAUGCAGAAGAAGGAAGAAAUACAAAGGAAAAUCGAGGUGCUGGAGAAGAAAUUAAAGGAGAAAGAAGAUGACAAGCAGCAGCAACAAUCAUGUGAACAGCCAACAGAGAUAACAAAGCCUUUUCCAUCUCUGGAACAACAAGAACUUACUUUUUCGAGUGCAACAGAACUUGGGGUGAAAGAGCCUCAUGUGGAAAGUGAAUACCAGCCCUCAGAAGAUAUUAAGCUGCACAAACCAUCUUGUUCCGAAGCAGAGGUUAUCCAGUCUCUUGAUGUAUGCCCAGAUACACAAAGAGGAAGUGUGUUUUUGGACUCUGAGGAUGAACAGGAGGAGCAGAGGGGUAAGGCCAGCCUUGGGAAAAGAGGAAAAUUUGAAGAUAUGGUUUUCCUUCCAUCAGUGGUUCCGUCUGUGCCUUUCACCAUAUUUGAUGAAUCAUCUACUUCAACAAACCAGAAUAUAAGUUGUUCUACAGAUCAUACAAAGAAAAGUGCCCGCCGCCCUCUCGCAGUUCGUAAACCUUCAGAAUCUGCUACUGCAAAGGAAAACAUACCACCAGAAGCCUGUGAUGAGCUGAAUGGAAUUGAGCCUUUGUCUGAAGAUGCAAUUGUGACAGGCUCCUACAAGAACAAAACCCUUUGUGCCAACCCAGAAGACACGUGUGACUUUGUUAGGGCUGCCCAUCUUGCGUCAACUCCCUUUCACGGGGUGGUAGCUCAGAGAAUCCCAGAUCCUGCUUAUUCACAGAGUGUUCUGAAGGAAGACUGUCCAGAAUCGAAGAGUGCACCUCCAAAUCAAAAAACACCAGUUUGUGAGGGGACAUACAAUGAAGCUCUUUGUGUAAAUAAACUGAGUCCAAUCAUGGAAGCAAGCCUGGAAGAUACUCGUUCAUCAGGUUCUUCUGUCUCCUCGGGAUCUUCUCUUUCUUCUGUUACACAAAUAUCCACAAUUAAAUACCUGCACAUCCCUGAAAAACUGGAACUUGCUCAGACUUUGCCUGCUGAAACAAUUACUGAUUCUGGAGGUAUCAGUGAAAACAUAACUGGUGAUGUAACUCUGCUCUUGUGGAGUGCUGAACAGCAUAAAAAGCUUUUAGAUCCCAUGCCAGAAUCUUUGACUGCUUCUCCAGAUUUUCAUUUGGAGACUGGCUCUGUGCCUGUCAUUGAGUUCAAGAAAGACAUUGAGCUAGGAGAUGAGACUUACUCUAUCAAAUGGGAAUAUUGGACCAAUGAAGAAUACAAGAUGUGUUUUGCUAUUCUAGCUAACUUUACCCAGUUGGAUGCAAAGGGAUUUGUAAUAAAGGUGUAUUUUCAGCCUGUGCCUUGGGACUUUUAUAUCACACUUCAAUUACAGGAGCGUUUGAAUACUGACUUUGACCAAAGCUUCAGUGAAAAAUGCAGCUGUUUCUUCUACCAGGAUGGCUGUGUGAUUCUGCAUAGGGAUGUAAAUCGCUAUACGCUUGGGGAUCUUAUUCAUCACUGCAAGUCUAUCACAAAGGAAGUUAUCCUGCUGGUUGUUCAUGAUCUCCUGAGCAUGGUUGAGAAGCUCCACAAAGCAGAAAUUGUCCAUGGAGAUCUCAGACCAGAGGUGCUCUUUCUGGGAGACAGUAUCUGUGACCCAUUUGGUUAUGAUAAGAUGACAAGAGCUCUGAAGGUAGUGGAUUUCUCUCACAGUGUGGAUUUGAGAUUGCAGUCUCAAGUAAGCUUGCCCAAUAGUUUUCCAAUUUAUCAGACUCCUCAUGGACAACAACUUCUGGCAAAAAGUUCCCUUCCUUAUCAGGUAGACUUGGUUGGCGUUGCAGAUAUCAUCCAUUUGAUGCUGUUUGGUGAUCACAUCCAGGUCUAUCAAGAGAAUUCCAUCUGGAAAAUCAGCCAAAAUGUAUCAGAGACUGUUGGUGGUGAUUUCUGGCAUAAGCUUUUUGAGCGAUUUUUGAAUGCAGAUGGUAAAUCCACAGUGCCUCUGCUGAGGGAGUUCAGAGAGGAAAUAAGUGACAAGUUUGACAGCGGUUUCCAAAAACAUCUUUAUGAAUUCUUAGCAGCACUGGGAGAAACCUUCGGCUUGGACAACUUUCUCUGAUUUCAUAGAGGACAAAUCUCAUGUGUAUUAUAGAGGGGAAUUUAACUUAUUUUUUUCAAAUGUAAGCAUGAGCAACGAUCGUAGACAUUUCUACGGGACUUGCUAAAGAAUGUUGCAUCAGUGCAUAGGUAUCCUAAAACUGUUAGGUGAACUAGUCUGUGUCUGAGAAGUUUGCUGGAGAAAAUAAGCUGUUGUAACUGCCCACUCCCCUUUCUGUAUAGCUUCUCAUAAAUGAAUUUAAUAUCUAGAUUACCCUCUAGUCUUUGAAGUGUCUUUGCCCUACAUUUAGUUGUUCCAUAGUACUGCUUUUAAUUGCUGUUUCAUCAAUAAAGUUGUUUUUUGAUAGUAUCUUGGUUGUAUUAAACAUUAUUGUCAGAUGGUUUUGAAACGCUUGAUUUAUUAUCCAUACUGGAGUGCUUCUGCCUGACUGGGAAUUGCCUUUGACUGCAAGAUAUGAAAGCACCUCAUCUUGUGGCAGCUUUCAUAACCACACAGGACUUCUGAGGCACUUAACACAACUUGAAUGUUCCUAUUUGGAAUAUGUUCUCAUGGAUGAUUGUUGUAGGAAAAGUAGAAGGAGUCACAAGCAAAAAAGAUGCAUAUUUAUGUUUUUGUUUCUCUAAGCAAGGGCUAGAGUUUCUGUCUGGAACAAACACUUCAAUCACUUUGAAGACUCUACUUGCUGUAUGUGCUAAAGCAUUUCCAGGUUUGUAUGAAAGCUUUUGGAGAUGUAUGUCUGUUAACUUUUUACAAACUGCAUUAUUAAAAUCAAUACAAAGGCCUGUACUUACUUUAUUUAAGACUGAACAGAACUUAUAGGAUUUCAUACCAAGAUGCUAUGUACCUUAAGUGCAGAGAAACUU
Oxyura jamaicensis (ruddy duck) is the source of this 4351-nucleotide messenger RNA. RefSeq names its product BUB1 mitotic checkpoint serine/threonine kinase B (gene BUB1B). The transcript has 24 exons. NCBI's taxonomy places the organism in Eukaryota, Metazoa, Chordata, Aves, Anseriformes, Anatidae. Gene Ontology annotation, molecular function: protein kinase activity; ATP binding. The record is from RefSeq and is a predicted model, not a curated record. Gene Ontology annotation, biological process: protein phosphorylation; mitotic spindle assembly checkpoint signaling; meiotic sister chromatid cohesion, centromeric. Bases 153 to 3488 code for a protein of 1111 amino acids.